AUGGACAGCGCGGCCGGCGCCGCCUUCGCCCCGGACAAGCCGGCGCUGGGCCCGGGGCCGCCGCCGCCGCCGCCGCCGCCAGCGCUGGGGCCCGGCGACUGCGCCCAGGCGCGCAAGAACUUCACGGUCAGCCACCUCCUGGACCUGGAGGAGGUGGCGGCGGCCGGGCGGCUAGUGCCGCGCCCCGCGGCCAGGGCAGAGGCGCGGGAGGGCGCGGCGCGGGAGCCGUCCGGGGGCAGCAGCGGCAGCGAGGCGGCGCCGCAGGACGGUGAGUGUCCCAGCCCCGGGCGCGGCGGCGCCGCCAAGCGGAAGAAGAAGCAGCGGCGGAACCGCACCACGUUCAACAGCAGCCAGCUGCAGGCGCUGGAGCGCGUGUUCGAGCGCACGCACUACCCCGACGCCUUCGUGCGGGAGGAGCUCGCCCGGCGCGUCAAUCUCAGCGAGGCGCGUGUCCAGGUCUGGUUUCAGAACCGCCGGGCCAAGUUCCGCCGAAAUGAGCGGGCCAUGCUGGCCAACCGCUCAGCCUCACUGCUCAAGUCCUACAGCCAGGAAGCCGCCAUCGAGCAGCCCGUGGCUCCCCGGCCCACUGCCCUGAGCCCCGAUUAUCUCUCCUGGACGGCCUCGUCCCCCUACAGCACGGUGCCGCCAUACAGCCCAGGAGGCUCAGGCCCUGCGACCCCGGGGGUCAACAUGGCCAACAGCAUCGCCAGCCUCCGUCUCAAGGCCAAGGAGUUCAGCCUGCAUCAUAGCCAGGUGCCCACGGUGAACUGACAGCCAGCCCCACCAGGACCCCGCUGCCUCCCUGGUCUCACGACAGCAGAAAAGAGGGCAGACACGCAGGAAGGUGACCUUCUCCUGUCCCCUGUCUCCAGGACAGGCUGGGUGGGCUCUCCUGGCCCCUCUCUUCAGCCCGGACUUCUGGGCCCAAGAGGCUGCUGAGGUGCCCAGAGCCUGGCUCAGCCCCUCAUCCACGGCCGCUGGAGACCGCGGCCCCUGACCCUUGGAGGUGUUGGGCUGGAAGGCUAGAGCAGCGGCUCACCAAGGACCUCACUUACUUUGUGUAUUAAAGCCAAAAAGCUGUUGUCUUUAAGAAAUAAAAAAAAAAUUUUUAAGCCCCAAAAGAUUGCGGGAGGGCGGACAAGGGCAGCAAACCGAUGAAGGGACGGCCUUUUGGGGCCAGCUGCCCUUGUCUGUGUGCCUCUUUCUGCAGGAAGUCCUCCAUCACCCUGUAGAGCCCCAGGGGUGGGGAGCGGGGUAGGAAGACAGAGACCUGCCCUGGAACCCCUGACACCCGGGUGUUUGGGAGAAACCCUGAUGUGUGACCCUGGCCAGGACCCGAACCCUCUCUGUGCAGGGAGUGUCUCCCCUGCCCUAUGGCAGGAGCAGAGGGUGUGUGGAGGCAGACGCUAGAAUUAAAUCCCUUGCUGCUGGGCAUGCAGAAGCUGGGGGUCCCCUGGGCAUUUGACUGUGGGGGACCCGGGCAGAUGGCCCAGAAUGUCGGGGUGCAGAGUGGAGGUCCCAGGUGGGCUCACAGGACAGACGGGUGGUCCUAACAGACAGGGCCACCAGAGACCUUCUUCCAAGUCCUCCAACCUACCGUUUCAGAGAUGGUCACUGGGGGUGACAGAGGACACAUGUGCCACCAGGCACUGACAUCACUUAUGAGGCGUCUGCAGAAAACUGGGGGGUGAGGGGAAUGGUCUGAAGCCAGCCCUCUCCACCUGGCCCCAUGCCACGCCUCCUGAUGGGCACACCCUCCAGGGAAGUUAAGAGAUCAUUUCUGGGAAUUCCCUGGUGAUCCAUCCGGUGGUUAGGACUCGCUGCUUUCACUGCCAGGGCCCGGAUUCCAUCCCUGCUCGGGGAACUAAGAUCCCAAAAGCCAUGCGGCCGGAAAAAAUAAAAUAAAAUAAAUAAAGCGAUCCUUUCUGAAACCAGCCCCCAGGAAGUAAGACAACACUUCCCGACCCCCAGAGGGCGCAAAGAUGCUCAGCCCCUCCGGAGGGGCGGCCCUCACAGUGACACAGCCAUCACACCUCUGGACUCCAUGGAUGGACCCCAUUUCUCUAGUCUGCCCCGCCCACACCACAUCAAAUCCCCCCCAAAGGGCCAGUGCCCCCCCCACCAGCCACAGGCUGCAUCUUCUAGGUGACCUUGAAUAGGUCAAAGCCACAUGACAAUCCUAACACGAGGGAUGGUCCCCAUUUUUGUUUUAGAAGGUGUAAGUAACCCCUGAGUGAGGUGAGGACCCUCCCCAUCUCCCCCAAUUUACCCCCAGAGAUUCUUCCCCAUCCUCCAUCGGGAAUUCCACCAUGAAAACACGGUUCUGGGCUUCCCUGGUGGCGCAGUGGUUAAGAGUCCGCCCACCAACGC
Molecule: messenger RNA, 2370 nt
Organism: Eubalaena glacialis (North Atlantic right whale)
Lineage: Eukaryota; Metazoa; Chordata; Mammalia; Artiodactyla; Balaenidae
Gene: PRRX2
Product: paired related homeobox 2
Exons: 4
Coding region: 1-771 (256 amino acids)
Biological process (GO): regulation of DNA-templated transcription
Molecular function (GO): DNA-binding transcription factor activity, RNA polymerase II-specific; DNA binding
Source: RefSeq, a predicted model, not a curated record